ACUCUCUCCUUUUCUGAGUACAUUUACGGAUUUAACUUAUUUCACUCCGCAUUUCUAUAUUUGAGCUAUUACAUUCUCUAUUUAUGCCAAGAUCUAAAUCAGGUUGAAAAGGAUGAUGCUUACAUGCUGUGGCAUUGAUUUUUUUACUGAUAUAAGCAAUAUUUACUGCUGGAGUUUGUCAAAUACGAUCUUUGUUGAAAGUUCAAGCCCUCUUGAUAUUGGUUUCAUGCAGCCAUGGAUGGAAACGGUAUGAAUAUACGAAAUUGGGGUUUUUUCGAGCCACCUGCAACAGUCUUGAAGGGCCAUUUGGGCCUGCAACUCAUGUCCUCUAUGGAUGAGAAGCCCCUUUUUGGCAACAUUCACGACCAUCACCAUCACCAUCACCAUCACCACAACCACCAAACCCACCAGCCUCACCAUCCUACGGUUAUGGAGUCGACUAAUGGUGGUGCGUUUCAUCACCAUCGGGUUUGUGGGAUCUCGGAGACCCCCAUGCCCAUUGAGUAUAUGAGGGAUUCUUGGGUUAAUCAUAAAGACUAUAGAGACAAGUAUCUCAAUGUGCUAUCCGGAAACCACCACUAUCUUACGGGUUAUGGUUUUUUGCCUGAGACGUCUUCUGCUCAGUCCAUGCAGAUUCACGAGCAGCCAAACUUGGUAAAAGUUGAACCUGAUCCUCAGCUGGAAGAGGUUUGUCAAGAAAGGGAUAUUGGUGGGCUUGCAAAGAAGAGGGGAGCUGGUAAAUCACAACUGCUGAAGUCCCCUAAAAGUAAGAAGGCAAAGAAAGCUACUAGGGUCCCUAAAGUCGAGGCUACCCCAUCUGUUCCACGGGCUAGAGCUCCCAGAAAAAGUGCAGAAGUCGUCAUUAACGGUAUUACUAUGGAUAUUUCGGUAUUUCCUAUACCAGUUUGCUCAUGCACUGGGGCAGCUCAGCAGUGUUAUAGGUGGGGCUGUGGUGGUUGGCAAUCGGCUUGCUGUACCACUAAUUUAUCU
Molecule: messenger RNA, 990 nt
Organism: Nicotiana tabacum (common tobacco)
Lineage: Eukaryota; Viridiplantae; Streptophyta; Magnoliopsida; Solanales; Solanaceae
Product: protein BASIC PENTACYSTEINE2-like
Biological process (GO): response to ethylene
Cellular component (GO): nucleus
Molecular function (GO): sequence-specific DNA binding; DNA-binding transcription factor activity
Source: RefSeq, a predicted model, not a curated record